CGGACAGCAGCAGCAGCAGCAGCAGCAGCCACAGUUGCCACAGCAGCAGCAGCAGCAGCAGCAGCAGCAGCAGGACGUUUGCCGCAGGAACUACGCGCAAGACAGGCAGAGUCCCGUCUACUACAGGGCCAGCUCCACACCCGUGAACGAUACUACGGGCUCAAGAAUCAUUCCCCGAGGCUACUGCUUUGGAUGCCCGAUCCCUUUUGCAUCCACAUCUUCCACCAAACACCCCUAUUGGCUCCGUCUUUGACCCGUGAAGCUUCCAGCUGUCCCAGGGUUCCUUACCUGUUUUUUGCACCAACGAUUCUUUGUCAGAUUCCCACUGAUUGUGAGAAGCUGGUUCCGGUUUUGCCUCUCUCAUCUCCCAGAGGGACACCCCAAGGGCUGAUUCAGCCUUUAGGCCACUAGGCAACGCUGCCCCCUCCCUACUCAAGUUGGACCCUCCCCACUUCACAAUGGCUAGCCUCUCAAAUAGUGCCAGUUCACAAAUCCCCACCCCACUGCUUCCUUGUACCCCCAGCCACUUGUGGCCAGGUUCCCCCUCCAACCCUGGCACCCCCCAGAGUGACCUCAGCCCCCAGCCCCUCCAGGGCACUCCUCUCAGCCCCCAGAGUGGCACCGGUUUGCCACGCUUCCCUUUUGAUCUCUCCCCCAUCAGCACGUCUGCCACUCCCCAGAAUGACCUCAAUUACUCACAAGCCUCCCCACUGUUGUUUUCUCACUCCUGCAGAUCCCUAGAGUCUGGCUCUCCCAGCAGCCCCCACAGCGGCAUCAGUCCUCCGCCCUUCCCACCCCAGCGCACCCCCCUCAACUCCCCGAGAGACUUCAGUUCUCCCCACUUUCCAUUUGGGUUUAGUUUCCCUCCCCUUCCUCCUUCCGCGAAGACCCCGGCCAGCUUCAUGAAGCAGUAUUCCCCUUGGCAGGCUCCUGCGGUCAAUUCGCCCUACUGCCCCCCAUCACGAACGGCCAUCAGCAAUCUCAUCAGAGCCCACAGGGCCCCACCGGUGCAAGCGUCCCCUCUCCUGUUUUCUCCCUCUGGCAGCGAGGAACUGGAGAGCUCCAGAAGCCAGCCGGCCUCAGUGAGGGGGGGCACUGGCUCCCUUCCCGGGGAAGGGGUUUCCCCACAGCUUCUGGGUCUGCUCUCAGGAAGCUUCAGAAGCCAGCCGGCCCCCACGCCCGGCUCCAUCUCUGGAGGAGGCUUCCAGGGAAUGACGAGUGUGUUUCCAGGGGACGCUCACUCUAUCUCCCCACAGCUUCUGGGUCUCCUCUCGGGUGGCUUCAACACCCAGAGUGCCCCCUUGGCCUUGCAAACCCCACCUCUGGGUAAGAAGGCCCUAGGACUGGGCUCCCCAGAAGAGUGCCCCUCUCCCCUCAGUGGCAUGGCUUCACCAGAUAUCCCCGCUAUUUUCCGCAGCAACCAGUCUCGUUCGGACCCCUUCCAGUUGUCAGAUGAUGCCUCCGGUUUUGAUUCCCAGGGUGACAUUUCAGCAGCUGGCUCACCCUUCAGCCCCAUAGGCAACCGCAACCUCUCUCCAGUCCCUUGGGAACUUCUCCAUGGGGCAGGGCCUGGCUUCAGCCCUCAGAAUGGCAGCAUCCGUUCACCAGCACUCCCCAGCCCGCUGGGCACUCCCAGCAGUGGCCUCGGAGCACACUACUUCCAAGCUCAGCCCUCUUCCGCCAGCCCCCCGUGUGAGCAAAAUUUGCAAAACGUGCCAACUCCGCUUUCUGGCCACGAGGAGAGCCUCGCGGACUACCUCCUACCUCCUUAUUUCUAUAGCCCAUUCAACUCACGGAAAAUUCCAAGCAUGUAUUCUUAUGUCCAGGCACCAGCCUAUAUGGCAAGGGUGGGUUACGUCCCCCCAAAGACACCAAGACCUUUUCUGCCUCUCCCUCAAUGGGUCUUUGAUAGGGUAAUGGCCCAAAAUGAAUCUUGUGCUGGUGCCCCCUGGAUCUUGCAAACCCCACCUCCAGGAAGGAAAGCCAGGGCACUGCCCCCUGGAGAAGAGGGUGUCUCUCCUAUUAGCUCUAGAAGCCCCCAGAGUGACCUCAGUGCACAGUACUUCCAAGGCCAGGCCUCUUCCCCCAGCCCCCAGAGUGGCCUCGGUGCACAAUACUUGCAAGCUCAGGCCUCUUCCCCCAGCCCCCAGUGUGACCUGAGUGGCCCACUUCAGAGCACUCCCAUCAGCCCCAUGAAUGGCCUCGGCUCACAAUAUUCCCAGCCACAGUCCUCUGACCCCUUCAGCUAUCUCCAGGCCCCUGGCUCCCAGAGUGACACCAGUCCUCCACUCUCCUCACCACAGUGGCCCCACUCUAUCCCUUGCUACUACCCUUCCACCAGCCCUGAUUACAGCCCUUUCGCCUUCCUUCCUGUCCGCCCCAACCUGGUGCCCAGUUCCCCAGAGUCCCCACAGACGUCCCUUCCCACCAUGCCUAGCGGCCAGAACCCUCCUCCACCCUGCCCUCCCCUUUCCCCCCUGCUGGGUCAGAAGAACAGGUCUCCCCCACUACAGCUGCCAGGCUUGUCAGGCGACCUAUCUCCCAUCAGCCCCCAGAGUGGCCUCGGCUCACAAUACUUCUUACCUCCAGAUUCUCCCCCCAGCCCACCAUCCCCUCCUACAUGGUUUCCUUACAACAAUGCAGCAGUCCGACAGCUCCUACAGGGGUACGUCCCCCCAAGUACACCCAAACCAUACCAACGAGUCUUCCCACAUCCUCCCCGCUUCAUCUUGCAACCCCCACCUCCAGGAAGGAAAGCUAGGGCACUGCCCCCUGGAGAAGAGGGUGCCUCUCCUCUCAGCCCUAGUAGCCCCCAGAGUGGCCUCGGUGCACAAUACUUGCAAGCUCAGCCCUCUUCCCCCAGCCCCCAGAGUGGCCUCGGUGCAGAAUACUUCCAAGCUCAGCCCUCUUCGACCAGCCCCCAGAGUGACCUGAGUGGCCCUCAAUUCUUCCCACCUCAGAGCACUCCUGUCAGUGCCCUGAGUGGCAACUGUAUGCCAGGCUUGUCAGGUGACCUCUCUCCCAUCAGCACUCCCAUCAGCCCCCUGAAUGGCCUCAGUGCACAAUACUUCCAAGCUCAGCCCUCUUCACUUAGUCCCCAGAGUGGCCUCGGUGCACAAUACUUUCAAUCUCAGCCCUCUUCCCUCAGGCACCAGUGUGACCUCAAUUUGCAAAUGGCGCAAACUCAGCCUUCCACCCCCGAGAAUAGCCUCGCUGACCACCUCCUACCUCCUGUUUUCCUCAGCCCAUUCAACUCACGAAAAGUUCCAAGCAUUUAUUCUUAUGUCCAGGCACCAGCCUAUAUGGCAAAGGUGGGUUAUGUCCCCCCAAGGCCACCAAGACCUUUUCUGCCUCUCCCUCAAUGGGUCUUUGAUCAGGUAAUAGCCACAGAUGAAUAUUGUGCUGGUGCCCCCUGGAACUUGCAACCCCCACCUCCAGGAAGGAAAGCAAGGGCACUGCCCCCUGGAGAAGAGGGUGCCUCUCCUCUCAGCCCUAGAAGCCCCCAGAGUGGCCUCAGUGCACAGUACUUCCAAGGUCAGCCCUCUUCCCCCAGCCCCCAGUGUGACCUGAGUGGCCCUCAAUUCUUCCCACUUCAGAGCACUCCCAUCAGCCCCCAGAGUGGCCUCGGCUCACAAUACUCCCAGCCACAGUCCUCUGACCCCUCCAGCUGUCUCCAGGCCCCUGGCUCCCAGAGUGACAUCAGUCCUCCACUCUCCUCACCGCAGUGGCCCCACUCUAUCCCUGGCUACUACCCUUUCACCAGCCCUGAUUACAGCCCUUUCGCCUUCCUUCCUGUCCGCCCCAACCUGGUGCCCAGUUCCCCAGAGUCCCCACAGAUGUCCCCUCCCACCAUGCCUAGCGGCCAGAACCCUCCUCCACCCUGCCCUCCCCCUUCCCCCCUGCUGGGUCAGAAGAACAGGACUCCCCCACUACAGCUGCCAGGCUUGUCAGGCGACCUCUCUCCCAUCAGCACUCCCGUCAGCCCCCAGAGUGGCCUCGGCUCACAAUACUCCCAGCCACAGUCCUCUGACCCCUCCAGCUGUCUCCAGUCCCCACCCUCCAGUCCCCACUCCUACAGGAACUCACUAGCCAUCACAUCUGGCUCCCAGAGUGACAUCAGUCCUCCACUCUUCACACCACAGUGGCCCCACUCGAUCCCUUUCUACUACCCUUCCACCAGCCCUGAUUACAGCCCUUUCGCCUUCCUUCCUGUCCGCCCCAACCUGGUGCCCAGUUCCCCAGAGUCCCCACAGAUGUCCCCUCCCACCUUUCCUAGCGGCCAGAGCCCUCCUCCACCCUGCCCACCACCUGCCCCCCUGCUGUGUCAGAAGAACAGGACUCCCCCACUACAGCUGCCCCGCCAAGGGGUCAUGUCUCCCACUCAAUGUUUUGGCGCGAGACCUAUGCCCACCAGGGGACAAUUUUUUUCAUUCUCUUCACCUCCACCUCAAGCACAAGCCCAAGUCUCAAAAGCGCCACAGAAGCCAGCUGACAACUGUCCUGAUAACUAAGCCAUGUCUCUGCACAACGCCAAACCAAAGAGUAACACGGCCACCCAUCCUGAACCUGUCUUCAUGGACUCGAGAACAGCGUAACGGCACAACCAGCUGCAAUUACAACAUCAUCAUGAACGAGCUGAAAUCCACGGACUAUAACUUAGAAUACACUGCAAUCACUUACGGCGUCCUCUGGAACCCACCCAACACCGCUGGCGCCGAGGGAGACUUCCAGUGCCUGUUGAACACCCUCAGUACCACCAUUGCCCCAGAGACGCACACCAAACGCAUCAUCCCACUCAGUUGCCUCCAUCGUCUGUCACAGACCAACAAGAAGCCCUUGUCCAUCUGCUGAUGACCACUCCCGACCACAGGGCGCACCCCUCUGCAAAUGCAAUAAACCAUCUGAAAAUGCCAA
Molecule: messenger RNA, 4914 nt
Organism: Hemicordylus capensis (graceful crag lizard)
Lineage: Eukaryota; Metazoa; Chordata; Lepidosauria; Squamata; Cordylidae
Gene: SPATC1
Product: spermatogenesis and centriole associated 1
Exons: 3
Coding region: 459-4511 (1350 amino acids)
Source: RefSeq, a predicted model, not a curated record